Molecule: messenger RNA, 333 nt
Organism: Cooperia oncophora
Lineage: Eukaryota; Metazoa; Nematoda; Chromadorea; Rhabditida; Trichostrongylidae
Source: the annotation of a GenBank genome assembly
AUGGACGUCUACAAUUUGUUGGUGUGGCCUGAAAAUGUAGCCCUGACGUUUAAUUCGGCGUUUCGGGAUGACGCUCUCACACCAUUGAAAGCUCGUAAAGUACGGCAAUCGGUCUAUCGCUAUCUUCUGUUGGCUUACAUCCUUAUUCUACGAGACGUCUCAAUUCCCAUCAAGAAACAAUUUCCCACAUAUCAACAUCUUAUCGAGGGUAAACUACUCACCAAAGAGGAGCUGGAGUUAAUGGAGGCCAGUAAUAUUGAUCCAAAUUAUUGUCGUUAUUGGAUGCCAAUUUUGUGGAUUGCUCAACUUGUGAAGAAAUAUUACAAGUACUGA